AUCUCAUCUCUCCGACGUUAGAUUACUGGGCAUUCAACCGAAAGUUUCCCUAAUGUACGAUAACCCUUGACCUCGUCCGGAUCCCUUUUCAAGUUAAAACGUGAUGUGAUAAGCCUCAAGUGUCAUGUGAUUUACAGCUGUUCAAAAUGGCGACACCAAGUUUACCCCGUAUCUUGCCAUGUUUAGAUGUAACUGAUAUAAGAUUUGAUUCGGUUGUGGUGGUAACCGAUUCUAUCAAUAAAUUGACAGAUGACAACUUAAAAUGUCUUGAAGAACCACUACGGAAAUAUUCUAAGCUUGAUGAAUUAUGUGGGAAAUCUGUUGUUUUGGUACAUACUGAGAAUAUUCCAUCCAACAGAUUGAUAUUUUCACCGACCGGAAAAUUAAAUCGUGAUUAUGAUGAUGUAAGAAGUUUUGCUGAUGCAGCUGUAAAGGGAAUAAAGAGAGCACGAGAAGCAGGAAGUAUAUCACCAUUGUUAGUUCGACCAAUUGAUGAUAGUUUCCCUAAAGCUGGUUUAGUAGCAACACUUGGUGCUUUACAUGAUCUCUAUGUGCCUCUAGAGAUAAGGGAAACUGUAUUUGAAAAGAGAACUAAAGUGGAAUCCCUUGGUAUAUGGUGUAAUAAUGAAGCUCGACUUAAAGCUGGGAUUGAAAUUUCAUCAGCUAUAGAAUUAGGAAGGAUCAUCUGUCGAGAUAUUGGUGGUUCAGAUCCCGAGAGAAUGGCAGCUCAGAGGGUGGAAGAAUAUGUUUUAGAAGUGUUCAAGGACACAGGAAUAAAUGUAAAUAUUAUUUCUGAUGUGAAUAUGUUUAAAAAGGAAUACCCACUUUUAGCUGCUGUCAACAGAGCUGCUGAUGUCGUUGAAAGACACAGAGGUAGAAUCAUUUUUCUAGAAUAUGUUGGUGAUGGUUCAAUAGAAAAGACACUCUUCCUUGUUGGCAAGGGUAUAACAUAUGAUACAGGUGGUGCUGAUAUUAAAGCUGGUGGUGUUAUGGCUGGUAUGCAUCGUGAUAAAUGUGGAGCAGCAGCAGUAGCAGGUUUCUUUAAGACUUUAUCUAUAUUAAAACCUAAAGGAUUAAGAGUGGUAGGUGGAAUGGCAAUGGUUAGAAAUAGUGUAGGAGAAGAAUCGUAUGUAGCAGAUGAGAUUAUAACAUCACGAGCUGGUGUACGAGUACGUGUUGGUAAUACAGAUGCUGAAGGUAGAAUGGUCAUGGCUGAUUUAUUGUGUAAAUUUAAAGAAAUGGCUUUAGAAGCUGUCAACCCAGAACUGAUGACUAUUGCUACUUUAACUGGUCAUGCUGUCCGUGCCAUGGGCACACAUUAUACAAUUAUAAUGGAUAAUGGUCCAGCUAAAUUGCUGCAGACUGCUCAAACUGUCCAAACAGUGGGUGAUAUUUUUGGUGAUCCAUUUGAAAUCUCAACAAUCCGAAGAGAGGAUUAUGAUUUUAUAGCUGGUAAAUCAGAAUAUGAAGAUGUAUUACAGUGUAAUAACCAGGCAUCAAGUGCUACUCCAAGAGGUCAUCAGUUUCCUGCAGCGUUUUUAAUCAGAUCUUCUGGUUUAGAUAAGCAUGGUAUAGAUUCAGAUAAACCAAUACCAUAUUCCCAUCUUGAUAUAGCUGGUUCAUCUGGUCCUUUUCCAGGCGUACCAACUGGUGCCCCAUUACCAGCACUUACAGCGAAAUAUAUCUUAAACAGACUUCAAUAAAAUGUCAUUUACAAAAGUUUACUAGUGUAUAAGGAAAAAAUAUAUUAUUUUCUUCUUUGAUUAUUGAGUACCAAAUUGAUCUAGUCAGAUUAGAUUUAUUGUACAUUAGUUAUUAUACCUUCUCAAUAUUUCAAAAUUUUCUGUCAUCUAUAAACACUAAAUCGUUAUAUGUGUAUGAUUCAAUAAAAUGUCAUUUACAAAAGUUUACUAGUGUAUAAGGAAAAAAUAUAUUAUUUUCUUCUUUGAUUAUUGAGUACCAAAUUGAUCUAGUCAGAUUAGAUUUAUUGUACAUCAGUUAUUAUACCUUCUCAAUAUUUCAAAAUUUUCUGUCAUCUAUAAACACUAAAUCGUUAUAUGUGUAUGAUUCAAACUUUAAUGCCUUUAAUUGAUAAAGAUAAAAAAAAACUUGCAUAAUGUGUAUUUUUACUUUUUGUAAUCUAUUAUAUUUUCACA
Patella vulgata (common limpet) is the source of this 2156-nucleotide messenger RNA. Its product is annotated as putative aminopeptidase W07G4.4. Gene Ontology annotation, cellular component: cytoplasm. The record is from RefSeq and is a predicted model, not a curated record. Gene Ontology annotation, molecular function: manganese ion binding; metalloaminopeptidase activity. Lineage: Eukaryota; Metazoa; Mollusca; Gastropoda; Patellidae. Bases 147 to 1703 code for a protein of 518 amino acids. Gene Ontology annotation, biological process: proteolysis. The transcript is spliced from 15 exons.